Molecule: messenger RNA, 1961 nt
Organism: Lottia gigantea (owl limpet)
Lineage: Eukaryota; Metazoa; Mollusca; Gastropoda; Lottiidae
Exons: 6
Coding region: 135-779 (214 amino acids)
Biological process (GO): Rab protein signal transduction
Molecular function (GO): GTPase activity; GTP binding
Source: RefSeq, a predicted model, not a curated record
AAGGAAGCCAUUUUUGUAGCAGAAUGAAAACAACACCAGGCAAAAAUUAAAUAACUACGUCUUUUGUAUGAAAACUUUUGGCAAUCUCAAAUGAUCGGCCUCUUAAUCUAACAAUUUAGACAUUGACACUAGCAAUGGCUGGGCAAUCAGUCGGUGGGCGUAAUUACAAUUUUAAGUGUGUACUUCUCGGGGAAGGAUGUGUUGGAAAAACGUCAUUGGUUUUGAGAUACGUUGAAAACAAAUUUAAUGAUAAGCAUAUAACGACUUUACAGGCAUCAUUUUUAAACAAAAAGUUAAACAUUGGUGGAAAAAGAGUAAAUAUUUCCAUCUGGGAUACCGCAGGUCAAGAAAGGUUUCAUGCAUUAGGUCCAAUAUAUUAUAGAGAUAGUAAUGGUGCUAUUUUAGUCUAUGACAUCACAGAUGAAGAUUCGUUUCAAAAGGUGAAGAAUUGGGUGAAAGAAUUAAGAAGAAUGUUAGGUCAAGAUGUAUGUUUAUGUAUUGUUGGUAAUAAAGUAGAUUUAGAGAAAGACAGACAUGUUACUGUAGCAGAAGCUGAAGAGUAUGCUGCAUCUGUAGGAGCUCGUCAUUUUCACACAUCGGCAAAACUAAAUAGAGGAAUAGAAGAGCUUUUUCUAGAUCUCAGUAAAAAUAUGAUAACUAAAGCGGACGAUAAUACAAGUAAAAAAUCCAGUAGUUUAGGAAGUGGAGCUGGAAGUCGGAGAAGUGUUAUAGUAGUGGAUGAUGAACAACCAACACAGAAGAGUGGGGGAUGUUGUUAACAAACUACUUGUAUCUACAUGAUAGUAGACACAGACCUUAAACUAAAGUUAAAUGAUGAAACAAUGGUUGUUUGAACAGCUAUUUAAUGGCUGAUGUUUGGUUGGUAAUAUUUUUCUAAAGCCAAGAUGUCUGAUCAGAGUUUUAUUUCUUUAUUUAUUCACAAUUAUUUUCUUUCUUCUGUAUAUAUUUAUAUUUUGUAAAUGAGAAUGAUAGCCUAUCCAAUUUGAUUUUAGUUCAAUGAUGGUGUCUACAUCCUUCUGCUCUUUGAAGUUACUAUUAGAAUCAAAUUUUUAGAAAACUGUAUCACUUGCUCAUCUUCAAAUUUUUAUCAAAAUAUUACUGUAAUUGCAUUUAUUCCAUAUAACAACUUUGUUUACAAUUGUUUAUCAAAUAUGAACAAUUCAAAAAAAGAAAUGCCUUUAAGUUCUAAUAGUUUUGCUUUGUUUUACUUUAAGAUGAUUUGUAUUGCUAUAAAGAUACAGGGUUUGUUGAAUGUUUUGUAAUAGAAAAAAUUGUCUGUAUGCAGGUGUGAAUACUUGCUGAUUAGAUAUAUCUGUAAUUUAAUUUCAAUUUUGUGUUUCUCUGUUCAUUGUGUUUUGAUAAAUCAAAAGUUAUUUGAAUUUUGUUUUUUUUCAAAGUCUCUAAUUGUGAGACUACUGUACUUUCAGCAUCCGUAGGUGGAAAGUUUAUAGAGCUAAUGUUUGAUUUUUACUUUAUGUAUUCUUUUACGAAAUCACAAUUCUUUAUGAUCUUCAUAAUUCUUUUAAGAAAAUAUCAAAAAUAUUACUAAGGUCAAUCCAUUUGCUAGUGUGUUAUCUAGAGUGCAAGCCAAUUUAAUUCCAUAUUACCACCUCCUUCAAUAUUUAGGCUGUAAUUGAUUCAGUGUCAGUGUACUUGUUUAUUGUGUAGAGUGGAAAAUUCAUUUCAUAUAUUUCAUUUAUUAAUAAAGAAACGCAGAUGUUUUAAGGUUCUCUGAUGCAAUUCUAAUUACAACAGUCUAUGAAAGACUUAAUAGAAGUUAAUCCGAUCUGUGUGAAGAUAUACAAUAUAGUUUUAUAAAAAAUGUUAAAUAUUUGUUAUUAAUGAGAUAUUUAUUUGUAUAAUCAGUGCUAUAUGUUUCAAAAUGUUCUGUUUUUGUUACACACUUGUAAAUCAUGUACAAAAUAAAAUAUUCAUAAACU